AUGGCGAUGGCUAAAAAGUUCGGUUUCAUUCUCAUUUUAUCAAUUAUUUGUCUCCUAAUCGUCGAUUUCUCCAACGCUCAAGAGGAUUCUCCGUUACCGGCCGUCUCUCCGAAACGUGACUCCCAAGCAGAUUCUCCUUCCUCAACCUCUUCAUCCCCACAAUCACAUUCCUCUCCAACGUCUCCUUCACCGGUUUCACCACCGCAAUCGAAAUCGCAUUCGCCACCGACUUCAUCACCGGAAGCAGAUUCUCCUUCACCGCCACCAAAAACAGAGUCUCCUUCACCGGAAGCAGAUUCUCCUUCUCCACCCCCAGAAACAGAUUCUCCUUCACCGGAAGCAGAUUCUCCUUCACCACCACAGCCAGAAUCUCCCUCGGCUCCAACACCAUCUCCAUCACCGUCUUCUGAUUCUCCAUCUCCCGCUCCUUCUCCCUCCGACGAUGCCGCCGACGAUGAAGAUCCCGUGCCGGAAACAGAGUACUUCCCAUCUCCAACGCCAGCUCCAUCGCCGGAAUACGAACCAGAAGCAGAAGACAUCCAAGCAAGCGAGGAAGGACAAGAAAUCGACGAAGGAGAAGACAACGGUAACGGAAUGACCGGAUUGCAGGAAGCCGGACUCGCCAUCGGAGCGAUCCUCGCAGUAGGCGCGAUCGUAAUCGGAGCUCUCGUUUACAAGAAACGUAGAGAUAACUUAACCAGAGCUCGUUACACUUACUUCAACAAUCAAUCAGACUUCCUUUAA
Molecule: messenger RNA, 744 nt
Organism: Microthlaspi erraticum
Lineage: Eukaryota; Viridiplantae; Streptophyta; Magnoliopsida; Brassicales; Brassicaceae
Source: the annotation of a GenBank genome assembly